CUGCUCUUUGCCCUGGGACAGGAGCCCAGCAUCAUCUUCAGGGGAGGGGGAUGCCCACAGGCAGCCUGGUGCCGGGGCAGGGAGCCAGCAGACACCGAGGUCCUGUGUCAGCACAGGCUGUGCCAUGGGUGGGUGCAGGGCUGAGCCCUCUGCCCAGCAUCGGCCAUGUCCCCCCAUCCCUCCCACAUGGCCCCUCGUGCCUGUCCCUCCCUCUGGCUGCUCAGCUGGCACUUUGGGUGCUGGGGGCUGAGUGGCUUCCUGGGGCAAGGAGAACCUGGGUACCAGCCAGCCCCAGAAUCUCUGAGGGAGUCUGUCUGUCUGUCGGUCUGAUUGUGCACUGGAUACCUCAGAUGGUUUAUUUAACUGUGUUGGCCCCAGUUACUCGUGGUUUAGCCCACCAGGAGGAUAAGUAUGGGCACCCUGGCAAAGGAGCAGCCUGAAACACCUCCUCUAUUCCUGCCAGCUUUGCCAGGAGAGCAUUGCUUCCAUAGCCUUACCUUCUCUUGCAAAUGACCCCCUGCUUCCAGUUGCACACCAGUCAAACCAGUUCCAAAGCUGGGGUUGCCCCUGGGAACUUCCAUCUUUCUGAACACAUGGUCACCCUGGGUUUCCCCGAAGUGGGGUUUCCUCAGGGUUGGGAGCUGGAAAUGACAUUUUUUCUGCCCUCCACGUGCUGGGUUUGUCCCUCAUCUUGGCCAGAGGAAUAGAGAAAGUGGGUUCACUCACCUCUGCCCAUCUUCCAAGCUUUCUUCCACUCUGUGUGCCCUCUGUGUCCCCUUCCACUCCGCUUUCCCUGCUGGCUGGCUUCCUUCCCCAUGGCUGUCCUACCCCAGGAGAUGAGUCACUGGUGGAGUCACAGUGACACCGAGGGUGGGCACAACUGCCAGCACUGGCAGGGAGAGCUGUCAUGCCAGGAAGUGCCAGCUGUGUCAUCCGGGUGCUCAAUCCUCCAAGAAUGCCACCGUGAUGCUCCUCAUGUUCCCUACCCAGCACUCACCGGGUCUGAUCCAGAUGGGGCAGGUGGAGGGCUGCUGGUACUGGGGGGUGACAUUAGGGGACAGGGAGACAGCCAGAAGUGACACUUUUUCUCUCCCAGAGUUAAAUGCCUCCCGGGCCCGUGGCAGCAACCACAGUGUGAACAGCCUGCCAGGGCCAGCCACGUGUGGAUCCACACAGGGCUCUGUGGUCAGCUGGGCUGAAUCCUUCGAGACGCUGCUGCAGGACCGUGUGGCUGUCACCUACUUCACUGAGUUCCUCAAGAAGGAGUUCAGUGCUGAAAACGUCUACUUUUGGCAGGCAUGUGAGCGCUUCCAGCAGAUCCCAGCCAGUGACACACAGCAGCUGGCCCAGGAGGCACGGCGGAUCUACGAUGAGUUCCUCUCCAGCCACUCGGUCAGCCCUGUGAACAUUGACAAGCAGGCCUGGAUUGGGGAGGACAUGCUGGCCACCCCCUCCCCAGACAUGUUUCGCAUCCAGCAGCUCCAGAUCUUCAACCUGAUGAAGUUUGACAGCUACACACGUUUUGUGAAAUCCCCCCUCUACCAAGCCUGCCUGCGGGCAGAGAGCCAGGGCCAGCCCCUGCCUGACCUACGGCCCCACUCCCGCAGCAGCAGCCCCCCUCCUGACCUCAGCAAGAAGACGAAGCUGAAGCUGGGCAAGUCGCUGCCCCUGGGUGUGGAGACGGCGGGCAGCGGUGCCAACCGCAGCCUCCAGCGCUCCUUCAGGAAGGGAGAGCGGCGGGAGCCGUCCUGGGCAGACGGGGGAGAAGGCAGCAGGAGCGCCAUGCUGUGGAGAGAGUCCCAGGGCUCACUCAACUCCUCAGCCAGCCUGGACCUGGGCUUCUUGUCCUCGGCCAGCACAGCCGCCAGCCCCUGCACGGAGGGACAGCAGAAGAGCCUGGGGGGUGGCGAGGCAGAGCUGCCAGGCAAACCCAUGAAGUACUGCUGCGUGUACCUGCCCGACGGCACGGCCUCGCUGGCCUCCGUGCGGCCCGGCCACUCCAUCAGGGACAUGCUGGCAGGGCUGUGUGAGAAACGUGGCUUCAGCCUCCCCGACAUCAAGGUCUUCCUGGUGGGCAAUGAGCAGAAAGCGUUGGUGCUGGACCAGGAGUGCUCCGUGUUGGCAGACCAGGAGGUGAAGCUGGAGAACAGGAUAAGCUUUGACCUGGAAAUCUCCUCCCUCAACAAGACCAUCCGCAUCACAGCCAAGUCAACCAAGCGCAUCCGGGAGGCGCUGCAGCCCGUGCUGGGCAAGUACGGCGUGAGCAUGGAGCAGGCGCUGCUGCGCAGGCAAGGCGAGCCAGCCACCCUGGACUUGGAGAAGCUGGUCAGCACAGUGUCUGCUCAGAAACUUGUCUUGGAAACACCAGCAGACGUGCGAGUGAUGGGGAGUGCUGAGGCUGCGGCUGCCCCCUCUCUGCUCUGGAGUGAGGAGGGAAGCCCAACAGGAGCAGAGCCUGACACACAAUGGGAGAUGCCCUCCUCCUUCUCCAGGCCACAGUCUUCAGCUGCCAUGAACCUCAACCGCCGCACGUACGACCUGGAAGGGCUGGUGGAGCUGCUGAACCGUGCCCAGAGCUGCCGGGCCAACGACCAGCGUGGGCUGCUCUCUAAGGAGGACCUGGUCCUGCCCGACUUCCUCCAGCUCCCCGUGCAGGACAACAGUGCCUGUGAGGGGUCACAGCAGCCCAGUGCCCCUCAGGCUGGCUCUGAGGGAAGCAGCUGCCCUCAGGAAGAGCCUGCACUGGCUCAGCCUUCGUUGGACCACAAGCUCUAAUGAGUGCUGCUGCACGUCCACACCCGGCGUGUGGCACCCCCAGGACCUGCCAGGGUUCAAGAGGGGCCUGACAGCCCCUGCCCUGCACCACUGACACUGCCCAGACUGCAGAUCCAUCCACGUCCUGUCCCACGCUGUCAUGUCGUGUCGCUGUGAGUGGCUGAGCAGCUGCCAUGCCCCUCGGUGGGGCCACAUCCCGGUGCACAUCAAGGGACUCUUGUACAUAGUUUGAACCCUCGUUGCAAAGCACUUUGCAACAUGCCUGGCACUGCCCUGCCCAGUGCCUCUGCCCUGCCCAGCACAUCCUGCCUGUGUCGGGCUGACACAGCCCCGCUCGCUCUCUGGGUGGGGAAAGCUCCCUUCCAACUGCAGGGUGUGCAGGAUAGACAGGCUGGGUGGGGAGGAAAGGCAGGCUCCAGUCCUGAACUCCUGCUGUGGGCAGGCAGGGUCAGGAGAACAUGUGCCCAGAGCUCAGAGCCAGAUCCAGUCCUGGCCCCGUGGGAACAGGGCUGCCCUGCUGUUGAUUUGCAAGUCCACCCUUCCUGGGGAGGGUGAGCAUGGCCCUGCCAGGCUGUGCCCCGGGCAGGUUGUUACGUCUGCAUUGCGUGAGCGAGGUCUGAUCCUGCCACAGUAGCACUGCUUGGAGCAGGGCACACAGUUCCUGCCCCGGGCAGCCAGAGGCAGAGCCAGCAGAUGGUGCCAAAAAAGCCUUCCUCCUCCUCCCGGCCGGAGAUCCUGCGUGGGCGGCUGCUGAGGGACAGGCAGGAGCAAAUCCCCAUCUGCCCCCUGCCCCAUCCCCACUGGGGUGUGGGUGCUCAACCUGCCAGGACAGCUCUGCUUGGUGCCAGGAGAAUGCAGCACCCCUGGGUGUGAGCACCUCAGCCUGGUGUGCAGGUCCCCAGCUUGUGCCCAGCCUGUCAUUCCUGCCAGGAGCCUCGAGCCUCCAUCUGCCAGUCCUGGCUGUGCACGGCUGGUCCCCCUGCCCAGCAGCCCAGUGUCCCCAGAGGUCCCAGACAGAAUCUGCAAUGGAGACGUUCCCCCAACAGCAGCCAGGAGAUCCUUGCAGUCCACAGUCCAUCCUUGCCAGAGCCCCUCCUGGCUGUGCCACUCCACCACCACUGCCUGGCCAGAGGCAGAGGGGUGACCCAGGGCCCCCAGGCUUGCCCAGAGAUGGGGGCAUGGCCACCCAGCCCUAUGCUGCCACAGCCAGCUGCAGUCCUGUGGCCUUAGUCAGAGCCCCCCUGUGUCUCUGUGAUGCUGCUCAGUUCUGUCUGCGCUGUGGAACCAGGGGAAAUAAAGAGCAUUGCCUGGA
This is a messenger RNA of Serinus canaria (Common canary), 4087 nucleotides long. RefSeq names its product regulator of G protein signaling 14 (gene RGS14). Lineage: Eukaryota; Metazoa; Chordata; Aves; Passeriformes; Fringillidae. The transcript has 13 exons. The record is from RefSeq and is a predicted model, not a curated record. Bases 967 to 2775 code for a protein of 602 amino acids. Gene Ontology annotation, molecular function: G-protein alpha-subunit binding; GTPase activator activity; microtubule binding. Gene Ontology annotation, biological process: regulation of G protein-coupled receptor signaling pathway; signal transduction.